Talpa occidentalis (Iberian mole) is the source of this 1335-nucleotide messenger RNA. It is a transcript of the gene KDSR, whose product is annotated as 3-ketodihydrosphingosine reductase. The record is from RefSeq and is a predicted model, not a curated record. NCBI's taxonomy places the organism in Eukaryota, Metazoa, Chordata, Mammalia, Eulipotyphla, Talpidae. Gene Ontology annotation, molecular function: 3-dehydrosphinganine reductase activity. Bases 10 to 1008 code for a protein of 332 amino acids. Gene Ontology annotation, cellular component: endoplasmic reticulum membrane. Gene Ontology annotation, biological process: sphingolipid biosynthetic process. The transcript has 10 exons.
GCCCCCGCGAUGCUGCUGCUGGCGGCCGCCCUCCUCGUGGCGUUCGUGCUGCUGCUCUACAUGGUGUCGCCGCUCAUCAGCCCCAAGCCGCUCGCGCUGCCCGGCGCGCAUGUGGUGGUCACAGGAGGCUCCAGCGGCAUCGGCAAGUGCAUCGCCAUCGAGUGCUACAGACAGGGCGCGUUCAUCACUCUGGUGGCGCGCAACGAGGAGAAGCUGCUGCAGGCAAAGAAAGAAAUUGAGAAACACUCUAUUAAUGACAAACAGGUGGUGCUCUGCAUAUCAGUCGAUAUAUCGCAAGACUACAGCCAAGUGGAGAAUGUCAUAAAACAGGCACAAGAGAAGCUGGGCCCUGUGGACAUGCUUGUGAACUGUGCAGGAAUGUCAGUUUCAGGAAAAUUUGAAGACCUCGAAGUUAGUAGUUUUGAAAGACUGAUGAGCGUCAACUACCUGGGCAGCGUGUACCCCAGCCGGGCCGUGAUCACCACCAUGAAGGAGCGCCGAGUGGGGCGGAUCGUGUUUGUGUCCUCCCAGGCAGGGCAGCUGGGGCUGUUCGGGUUCACAGCCUACUCGUCCUCCAAGUUUGCCAUCAGGGGCUUGGCCGAAGCUUUGCAGAUGGAGGUGAAGCCAUAUAAUGUCUACAUCACAGUUGCCUACCCGCCAGACACCGACACCCCUGGUUUUGCAGAAGAAAACAAGACAAAGCCUUUGGAGACUCGUCUUAUUUCUGAGACCACGUCUGUUUGCAAACCAGAACAGGUGGCCAAACAAAUUGUGAAAGAUGCCAUACAAGGAAAUUUCAACAGUUCUAUUGGCUCAGAUGGGUACAUGCUCUCGGCUCUGACCUGUGGGAUGGCUCCAGUAACUUCUAUCACUGAAGGGCUCCAGCAGGUGGUCACCAUGGGCCUCUUCCGAACCAUCGCCCUGUUUUACCUGGGAAGCUUCGACAGCAUAGUCCGUCGCUGCAUGAUGCAGAGAGCAAAAUCCGAAAUUGCAGACAAAACGGCCUAAUUCUUAUCCCUUGGAGAAAGACUGUGUCAAAAUAAGUUGAACAGCUUGCUGCUACCUGGGACCCAGUUUUUUUGACCUACAGACACUUAUGUGAUACUUGUGAAUACGUGAGAUGGGACCAGUCUCUGCAGAGACCUGGCUGCGAGCGGGGUGGGGCUCCUUCCCAGACACUGUCACUAACACUAUGCAAACGCGGACGGCGCGCGGGGUCCUCGGCUCUGAGCCGGAGACGUGAGGAUGGUUUGUGCGCGGGGUGAAGAGCAGAAUUCCAGAGUUGUCAUUUAGAUUUUUGCUAUUUAUUCCUGUAUAUCACAACCCCCCCCCCCC